AUGUCGCCGGGACGUCUUCGUGAUUGCUUGGUAGGUGCUCAAGAAGUUACACAACUAAUUGCGAUGAGUUCGAGCGUAUGCUACAAGUGUAAUAGGACCGGCCAUUUCGCCCGCGAGUGCACGCAGGGCGGCGUGCCGUCCCGCGACGCCGGGUUCAACCGGCAACGCGAGAAGUGCUUCAAGUGUAACCGCACCGGGCACUUCGCGCGCGACUGCAAGGAGGAAGCCGACCGUUGCUACAGAUGUAAUGGGACGGGCCACAUAGCGCGCGAGUGCGCGCAGAGCCCCGACGAGCCGUCGUGCUACAACUGCAACAAGACGGGCCACAUCGCGCGCAACUGCCCGGAGGGCGGCCGCGACAGCUCCGGCCAGACGUGCUACACGUGCAACAAGGCCGGCCACAUCUCGCGCAACUGCCCUGACGGCACUAAGACGUGCUACGUGUGCGGCAAGCCGGGCCACAUCUCGCGCGACUGCGACGACUCCGAGCGCAACUAA
This is a messenger RNA of Parnassius mnemosyne (clouded apollo), 498 nucleotides long. Lineage: Eukaryota; Metazoa; Arthropoda; Insecta; Lepidoptera; Papilionidae. The record is from the annotation of a GenBank genome assembly.